AUGGCAGCGUGGCAGCGUGGCUUCGCCUCCGUUGCUCCUGGCCUGGCACAAGCCUGGAUGAUGGCUCCAGCUGUCAAUAUGGAAGUGGCACGUAUUCACGUACGGAUACUGUGUUAUGCCCGCGAGGACCCGCCUUUAGAGUCUGGGUGCGCAGAUUCGGGCCCAACAACGCUGCGUUCUUCCUCGGGAGAACUGGCUCUAGCCCAAGCCAUCUCAAAAGGGAGGGCGCCCGAUAUGGCGUUUCUAAGCCUUCCUUGUCGUCGAUCCCAGAGCCUAAAGUACUUCUCCGCCAUCUCGUUACCUCUCCAGGACAAGUACGUCUUUCAACACUUAUUGGACGGCAAGUUUGUGCAAGACCGGAUUCCAGCCACCAUCAAUAGCCGUGCCAAGCAUCAUCCUCCUCAGUUUGGCGGAGGUAGUUAUUUGUUACACACCACUCCUACUAGAAGAGCUGCCACGAAUGGAUUCGGGAAGAUGAUAGGAUCACGAAAAAUAAUCCGAUCUUGCUGCAGUGCUUUGGGGAUUGUAAGUUUGCAUGGCUGA
This is a messenger RNA of Colletotrichum lupini, 543 nucleotides long. RefSeq lists its product as uncharacterized. The coding region runs from base 1 to 543 and encodes 180 amino acids. The record is from RefSeq and is a predicted model, not a curated record. Lineage: Eukaryota; Fungi; Ascomycota; Sordariomycetes; Glomerellales; Glomerellaceae. The transcript has 2 exons.